Molecule: messenger RNA, 936 nt
Organism: Juglans regia (Persian walnut)
Lineage: Eukaryota; Viridiplantae; Streptophyta; Magnoliopsida; Fagales; Juglandaceae
Product: protein NYNRIN-like
Exons: 1
Coding region: 1-936 (311 amino acids)
Biological process (GO): DNA integration
Molecular function (GO): nucleic acid binding
Source: RefSeq, a predicted model, not a curated record
AUGCCUCUACAACCUGUUUUGGUGCUAGAAGUUUUUGAUUGUUGGGGCAUUGACUUUAUGGGGUCAUUUCCUCCUUCUUUUGGUCAUUUAUACAUUCUAGUUGUUGUCGACUACGUAUCUAAAUGGAUCGAAGCUAUUCCUUUCAAAACAAUUGGCCAUCAAAUUGUGCUUAAGUUUUUAAGAGAAAACAUUUUCUCUCGUUUUGGCAUGCCUAAAUCUAUCAUAAGUGACAAUGGCACCCAUUUUUGCAACAAUGCCCUCUUACAAAAGUAUGGCAUUCACCAUAAGAUUUCUAUUCCAUGUCACCCUCAAACAAAUGGUCAAGCUGAACUUGCUAAUAGGAAAAUUAAGACCAUUUUGGAAAAAACUAUGAAUCCUAACCUUAAGGAUUGGACUUUGAGAUUACCCGAUGCAUUGUGGGCAUAUAGGACUGCAUAUAAAACUAUUCUUGGCAUGUCCCCUUAUCGGUUAGUCUAUGUUAAGGCAUGUCACCUUCCUAUUGAACUUCAACACCGUGCCUUUUGGGCCAUCAAGAAAUUUAAUUUUGAUAUUGACCAGGCUAGAUCUUUAAGGAAGUUACACCUUUCUGAAUUAGAGGAAUUCAGGAGGGAUGCUUACGAUAACUCUAAGUUGUCCAAGGAACGCAUGAAGUCUUUACAUGAUAAGCAUAUUCAAAGAAAAUCAUUUGAACCUAAUCAGCAAGCUUUACUUUACAAUUCUCAACUUCAUUUGUUUCCUAGCAAGUUAAGAUCCCAAUGGAGUGGGCCCUAUCUAAUUAAAACAGUCUUUCCUCAUGGUGCUGUUAAGGUUGUCAAUCCUCAAAAUGGAAAUUCCUUCAAGGUAAAUGGCCAAAGACUCAAACCUUUUCGGAAAAAAUUUUCACCUGAGGCCACCACCAGUCUUUUGCAAGAUCCUACUUACCCUACUGCUGCUUAA